Messenger RNA from Rhizopus microsporus ATCC 52813, 1581 nucleotides. Its product is annotated as WD40 repeat-like protein. The transcript is spliced from 3 exons. The record is from RefSeq and is a predicted model, not a curated record. Lineage: Eukaryota; Fungi; Mucoromycota; Mucoromycetes; Mucorales; Rhizopodaceae. Gene Ontology annotation, cellular component: catalytic step 2 spliceosome. Gene Ontology annotation, molecular function: mRNA binding; protein binding. Gene Ontology annotation, biological process: mRNA splicing, via spliceosome. The annotation marks the transcript as partial.
ACAGGCUCAUUAUACACUGCACCCACUGCAACUGAACUCACAGUCAAUGUGACAUAUGAUGAUCUCAAUCGACCUAUUUUGGGUCCUCAAAAUCCUUUUAGAGAACAACAAUUGGCUAUACAAAAUAUACCUAAUGGCCAUGUGGAGGAACAAGCAAUAUCUGAAAUGGACUUUAGAACACAGUUUCGUACUUUUGAGACCUAUGGUUACGCUCGUGAUCCAUCUCUUCUUUCUGGUACAGUAGAAACAGGAUAUGUCGGCAACUUGAAUCAAGCAUCUAAGCUAGGAGGAGCCAGCAUUCACGAUCGAGUCAAUAAACAAUUGCGAAAUAAUAAAGAUGCUAGAAAGAAACGUGAAAGCAAGGGAAAAUUGGAAGAAGUAGAGGGACCUGAUGCUUAUAAGGGACCAUGGGCUGGAUACGAAGAUGAUUAUGUGGGUGUUCCAGGUGGAGGCGAUUACGAAGAAAGCGAAGAACAACAGACACAGGAGCAAGAUCAACAGCAACAAAAGAAUAUCACUGUCAGAAAUAUUGCUCAACAGUCAGAGACAGAGUCAACCAUCUUUCAUGGAGCAUCAGAACAUGAUUAUUUGGGACGAACCUAUAUGGCAGUGCCUCAAGAUGUGGAUGUCAAUUUGAAUGGAGAACCAGGCACUCAAGAAUGCUUUAUUCCAAAAAAGUUGAUUCACACCUGGGAAGGACACGAAAAGGGCGUAUCAAGCAUCAAGUUUUUCCCCAAGUCUGCUCAUCUCUUGUUAAGUGCGGGUAUGGAUAAUCAAAUCAAGAUUUGGGAUGUGUACCAUGACAGAAGUUUAUUACGUUCAUAUCACGGACACACCAAGGCAGUUCGGGAUAUUACUUUCAAUAAUGACGGUACAAAAUUUCUGAGUGCAAGUUAUGACCGUAACAUCAAGUUAUGGGAUACAGAAACUGGUAAAUGUAUCCGUACCUUCUCUACUGGCAGGAUACCUUACUGUGUUGCAUUUAAUCCUGAUUUCAACAAGCAGCAUAUAUUCUUGGGUGGAUUUUCGGAUAAGAAAGUGGUUCAAUUUGAUACCAGAACUGGUGAGAUCACUCAAGAAUAUGAUCAGCAUCUGGGUGCAAUCAAUACAAUCACAUUUGUGGAUGAUAAUCGUCGAUUCAUUACGACUUCAGAUGAUAAAACAAUGCGUGCAUGGGAAUUUGAUAUUCCUGUUGUUAUCAAGUACAUUGCUGAACCAGACAUGUAUGCUAUUCCAUCAGUCACUGUGUCUCCCAACAAAAAAUGGCUCGCCUGUCAGUCCUUGGAUAAUCAAAUUCUAAUUUAUGGAGCGCGAGACAGAUUUAGGAUUAAUAGAAGAAAGCGAUUUGCUGGACACUUAAUUGCAGGAUAUGCAUGUAAACCAGGAUUUUCACCUGAUGGCAGAUUCAUUAGCAGUGGUGACUCAAAUGGUAAUGUUUGGUUCUGGGACUGGAAGACAUGCAAGAUUUUGAAAAAGAUGAAGGCUCAUGAUAGAGUUGUGAUGUGUACCGAAUGGCACCCACACGAGACCUCCAAAGUGGCUACGUGUAGUUGGGAUGGUUUAAUUAAAUAUUGGGAUUAA